AUUACUCGGUGGCGGGAAAGCGGCGGCUGCAGCGCGUCUUCCCGGACGCUGAGGGGCCGGAGGCGGCGGCGAGUCGCGGGCUGGCCGUGGGCGCCACCAUGGACGCGGCCGAGGUGGAGUUUCUGGCCGAGAAGGAGCUGGUCACCAUUAUCCCGAACUUCAGUCUGGACAAGAUCUACCUCAUCGGGGGCGACCUGGGGCCUUUCAACCCUGGCUUACCAGUGCAGGUGCCUCUGUGGCUGGCGAUCAACCUGAAACAGAGACAGAAGUGUCGGCUGCUCCCCCCCGAGUGGAUGGACGUGGAAAAGUUGGAGAAGAUUCGGGAUCAUGAACGAAAGGAAGAAACUUUCACCCCUAUGCCCAGCCUUUACUACAUGGAGCUCACCAAACUCCUGUUAAAUCAUGCUUCAGACAACAUCCCGAAAGCAGAUGAGAUCCGGACCCUGAUCAAGGAUGUGUGGGACACACGCACAGCCAAGCUCCGGGUGUCCGCUGACAGCUUUGUGAGACAGCAGGAGGCACACGCCAAGCUGGAUAACUUGACCUUGAUGGAGAUCAACACCAGUGGGGCUUUCCUCACACGAGCGCUCAAUCACAUGUACAAACUCCGCACGAACCUGCAACCUUCUGACAGCGCCCAGUCUCAGGACUUGUAGGCAGAGAGUGGUUUGUAGAGGCCCGUGUCUGCUGGCAGGAGGCUCAGCGGGUGGCCUGCGUGCUCGGGACGUGACAGAGGUACUCACAUUUCCAGAGUUCUAGAACCACUUCUGAAUGUACGCAGAAAAGUGCAGUGAAGCAAGGGAUGGGUUUAUAACCUUGUUGGAAAGCAACAGGCUUGUGCUUAGUCCUCGAGACAUUCUGUAAUUCCACGUCUGUAUCUGGGGAAUGAGAAAAGCAUUCGCAGAACGAAUGAUUUCCCUAGCAGAACUCCGGGUCUCCUGCACGGGACUGUCGUGUGCAGGUGGGUGUUCGGUGACAUCCGGUGUUGCUUUUAAGAUGGAGAUAUAGCAGGAUGGUAACGUGGCCGUGGCCAUUUUUCUCCCUUCUUGACCCUGAUCUCUUGGGCUAAAUGUAGAGUCUGCUACAGAGGCUAUUCACAUACAGGACAGCAGAUGAGUGGCGAGUGACAACCCCCCAUAUUUAUCAUCUAAGCCCUGAUACACAAUAAAGAUGGAAUCAACCCAGA
Molecule: messenger RNA, 1186 nt
Organism: Balaenoptera acutorostrata (minke whale)
Lineage: Eukaryota; Metazoa; Chordata; Mammalia; Artiodactyla; Balaenopteridae
Gene: GINS2
Product: GINS complex subunit 2
Exons: 5
Coding region: 99-656 (185 amino acids)
Biological process (GO): double-strand break repair via break-induced replication; DNA replication
Cellular component (GO): GINS complex; nucleus
Source: RefSeq, a predicted model, not a curated record